Molecule: messenger RNA, 3232 nt
Organism: Girardinichthys multiradiatus
Lineage: Eukaryota; Metazoa; Chordata; Actinopteri; Cyprinodontiformes; Goodeidae
Exons: 22
Coding region: 21-2822 (933 amino acids)
Biological process (GO): protein polyubiquitination
Cellular component (GO): nucleus
Molecular function (GO): ubiquitin conjugating enzyme activity
Source: RefSeq, a predicted model, not a curated record
GUCUCUACACAGCCGAUGGGAUGCCCCUGACGGAUGAUCCCUUCUUCAACAUGUGGUCUUUGAGAGACAGACACAUCCAAAAUGGUGACACAGUCUAUGCCAUAUUUACUCCAAAGGAGAACCUACGACAGGCUCCUGAAAUGCAAAAGCAACAGCCCUGUGAAACGAACGGAACAAAAGGCAUUCGGUGCCACAUAAUGCUCAAGGGCUAUUUUGAGGUACUUGUGGAUUUGGAAAGUGACACAAUGGCAACCCUGAGACACAAGCUGUCAGAUACAAGUGGUAUCCCAGCACAUGUCCUUCAUCACAGAGGGGAUUACUCCAUGAGCGACACACUGCAGAGGUGUGGAAUAUCGGAAGGGUCAACUGUUUCCUUCAGUUUGUCGUCUUUUUCCGAAGAAACCUCACAUGAUGAGACGUUCUACUUUAACGAUGUUGUGCCUUCAGUGUCACAAACCCUAAAAGGCAUCAGUGUAUUCUUCUCAUCUCUUCAUACUAUUGCAACACAUACAGAUGUACCCCGCAAAACGUUGCUUGCCUACUUACGAAAACUGACUGGAUGUAACCCGCUCGCCCAGAGUUUGCAUCAACUGUGCAGAAAUGAAAGAAUAACCAGAAACCAGAAAAUUGCAUUGGUGGAGGGCUUGUACAUGCUCUUCAGACAGCUUUUACCCAAGCAAGAAUCGCAGCGAGGGGAAAAAUCCAUAGAGGACCAGGAUGUUUUUGAGAACUCCUUGUACUGCUGGGCUCAUCUCAUCAACAAAGCAAAAGACCAGACACCUGAGCUUGAAGUCUUUGCUCCAAUCACUCUUGUGUCUGAAGAUGGUAACCAUCUCUGUGAGCCAAUCAGAGUUCCCGGAGUACCAACUGUCUUUGAAAGAGCGGAUGUUCUCGACAAAAUCAAGGACGGAGUUAAAAUCCCAAAUUGCACCGAGGAGCCGUUGCGGGAAUGUUCACUGCAGAGAGCCGCUGACGUUGAGAAGAUUCUUCUCAGCGUGCCUCGGCAUGUCAGGACAUAUCCCCUUUGGAUUCAUCAUGACAAGGUGUCUGGUCACAACUUUCAGGUCAAAAUUGAGUGGACUUUCGGAAGUAUGGUGGAAGGACUCAAAUCUUUCCCUUGUCUCAAUGUUAUGCCACCUCUACAGCUGAAGGAUCUAGGAACAACACGGAGUUCCCUCGUUAUGCUGAGUGAAGACAACCUUGGGAUUUAUCUGUACAAGGACAAAGGAUCCCCAGAUAUGAUCAAAGUGCGCGAUUGUCUUGAUGGAAAAGUAAAAACAGUGGAUCUGAAUGUUUUGGCCGCCAAGACUGGUGACCACAGAGAUGAUGAAACAUUCAUCACAACAAGGAUUCCAAAAGAAGCAAUACUGGUACUGAUGGACACCAGUUCCUCCAUGGAAGAAGAGUGCUAUGAAAAUGCAGAAAUAAAGAAAAUCAAUGCUGUGAAAGAGCUCUUUGACAACUUUGCCACCAGAACCAUGGCUUAUGAUUUCCAUCAUGUCAUUAGUCUUGUGAAGUUUGAUUCCUUUGUGACGACCCUCUGUACAUUUACUGAAAAUCUGGAAACGUUCAAGAAACAUUUGCGUGACUUGAAGGCAAGUGGAUGUACUCUUCUGUACGACGCACUACGACGAGGAGCUCGUGAGCUUGAAAAAGUCAAGGAGAGAUUCCCAGAUUGUAGACUUCGCCUCAUAUGCCUCACAGAUGGAAACGACUCUGGAUCCCUGACAGAACCAGUAGCUGUGACAGUGAAACUGCUCAAAUCAGACAUCAUUGUUGAUUCGAUCCUCCUUGGAUAUGUGGAGAACAGCAUGCUGCACGGGAUCAGCAAUGCAACAGGUGGUUGUUGUUUCAAGCCACAGACGACCAAAGAUGGCCUGAAACUGUUUGAAAUCGAGACAGUUCUGUCUUUGGAGCAAAGAAAACCCAAAACAAAACUUGAUACAUCUUCUGUCUCGGAGUCCAGUUUAAUGGGCCUUUUUGCUGCUCAUGGGUAUGAUGAAUACCCAGAGACAUUCUUGCCAAGUCAGAUAAAUGAAAGGGUGACCCUUACUGAAAGUGCCCUCAAAAAGAAGAUUUGUGAGUCAAAGGAUGGACGAUUCAUGGAAAAGGAUAAACGAAUCUUGGAGGAACUCAAAAGUCUGCAUUGUGACCCACAUCCCUUCUUCAGAGUCUUUCCGCUAGAGUCUGAUUUCACAUUCUGGAGGAUUCUCAUGCAGGGCCCUCCAGACACACCAUACGAGACGGGCGUGUUUGAGCUGUACUGCCAGUUUGGACCCAACUACCCAGUGAAGCCUCCAGUCCUUCGUUUUGUUACACACGUGUAUCACUGCAACGUCAACAGUGUGGGUCGGAUCUGCCACAACAUAUUCGACCGCAACUACAAUGCACACAUCACAAUGAAAGAGAUUUUUGAUGCUGUGUACGGACUGCUCAUCGUUCCUGAGCCUGAUGAUCCUCUGGAUAGUAUUUUGGCUGAAGAAUUCUUGACGAGCCGGGAGAUGUACGAACAAGAAGCCAAAAAGCACACAGAGGAACACGCAGGGAAGUCUCUGGAUAACAUGGAGAAGAAACUUAUGGAUCCUGUGCCACAGUUUGUACCCCAACACCUGCUCUGUCCUCUGACCAAGAAGGUGUUUGUUGAUCCUGUGAGAACAGUUUAUGGAACUGUGUAUGAGCGCAAAGCCAUCGAGGAACACCUUAAACAACACAAAUACGAUCCGCUGGCUGGUCCAGGACACGAACUUGAAAUGAGUGACCUAAUAUCAGACUGGAACAUGAAGAAAAGGGUGAUUGAUUACCGAUCCCGACAAAUUCAGUGAAUCUGCUUGGGGACAUCCUUAAUUUCCAACAUCCACAGUGACUUUUAAGAUGGCAUUAGUUAUAAAGUAGCUUGGAUGAAUGGUGGUUGAUCCAAGUUAACAUGUUUUGUUUUUGCCUGUUUAACUUUCUUUGUUCUCAUCUGUGUGGAAUUAAUCUCUUACUAACCAAAUAAGUUUGUGUUUUUUUUAAGGCUGUGUGAGUUUGUAUAGUAUUUGGAAUUCAGUUAGAGAUCUUGUUGAAAACGAAUUGAUUUCUCAUUUCACAUUCUCUUAUUUGUACAUUGUGGUAAGAAACUACAAGCCUUAGAAUUAGAAUCUGGUUUUAUUGUUCUUAUUUGCCUUUUUGGGGAAACAGAAUUUGAAGUAUUUGUUUUACUUGGUUUCAGAAUAAAGCAAAAGUGUUAAUGUUU